AUGCUUGGCGAACACUCUCGAGCUCGUCGGAUGACCAUCGAAACAUUCCCACUGCCUGAGUUGCUGGCGGAGCGAUAUCGUGAGCCUGCAAAUGGGUACUAUAGGGGGUGGGCACCGACAUUGAAUGACUCGGGUAACAUUGCCUAUGGAAAUAACAAGCCAGCCUGGGCGCAAGGCCCUCUACCUGCUGCGUUUGAGAGAUGGAUUGUGAACCCCGAUUCGAACACGACCGAAAUCAUCUUAGGAGCCUCUAACUCGACCGUUCGAAGCGUGCCGAAGAGAGGCAAAAAAGUAUCCAAGUCUAAAAGCCAUAGAAAGAAAGCAAAACCGCGACACUACUUCUAUAAUCCCGUUCAGGAUCCCAUGAGGAUAAGCAACUUUGACCUGGAACCACUUAUUCCCCUGCAGGAGGCUCUGAAGGACCAUGCCAUUCCGAUCAAUCAUAUCGUCUUUGUGUUCUUGGAAAGUGGUAGAAAGGACCUAUUCCCCCUCAAAAACGAUUCUCGCUUAUACAACCAAAUCCGCAAAUCACAUGAAUUAUACGAUGAGCAGGAUGAAGCUGAUCUACAUGACAAGCUGUCUCAGAUUACUCCCGUAGCAGAGAUGCUUACAGGGGAGCAAUCUGGCUUCGGCACCUCGGUUAAUUCUACGAAUCCCGGACUGGGUGGUCUCAGCUUCGACGGGAUAUUGUCCGGUAGCACUCUCUCUGCGAAAUCCCGUCUUGUCAACUACUGUGGUCUUGCACCGCUCCCAGUGGACUUUAUGCAUGAAAAUGGCAUUAUUCCAUACCAGCCUUGUCUGAUGCAUAUCAUGGAUCUAUUCAACCAGCGCAAGAACUCUUCUGCCUCUGCAAACUCCUCUAUCUCUGGGAAUUCCACCAACAGUUAUCUAGAACGGCAGUGGCAAACCAUUUAUGCGCAGUCUGUCACUGGACAGUUCCAGGGACAGGCUCUGCUUAUGGAUCUGCUCGGUUUCAACCAGACAUUGUACUCGGAAGACAUCAAUGUGAAGGACGCCAAAUAUUUCCAUGAGGAAAUGCAAAAGAUCAACUAUUUCGGUUAUGCUGAAACCGAGGCCCGCCCCUAUAUCAAAGACUUGAUCGACGAAACACUUCGUCAGAAAAAGAGACUCUUCCUUUCGCAUUUCACCAGCACCACUCACCACCCUUGGGGUACACCCGAAGGCUGGAAUCGAGAAAAAUAUUUCGGCAAUGUCCGCAAAUCACAACGCGAACCCAUGGACGACUUCCUCAACGCCAACCGCUUCGUCGACACAUGGCUCGGUGACUUGAUGGGCAUGUUGGGAGAAGCCGGUAUCGCCAACGAGACCUUGACGGUCUUUGUUGGAGACCACGGCCAAGCAUUUAGAGGAGACUGUCCCGUCACAGGAACCUACCACAACCCACAUAUCAGCAACUUCCGCGUACCCUUACUAUUCCACCACCCCUUACUACCCCGCAUGCACCUCAAUGUCAACGGCAGCGCCGUAUCUAUCCUCCCGACAAUCCUCGAUCUCCUCGUGAACACCAACUCCCUCAAUGCAGACGACACCGAAAUUGCCCUGGAUCUGAUGAACGAGUAUGAGGGACAGUCCCUCAUCCGGCCAUACCGUACCUCGCACAAUGGCCGCGAAGCCUGGAACAUGGGUGUCAUUAAUGCCGGUGGCUCAAUGCUUAGUGUUGGCUCUGCUGCUGUGCCCUGGCGUCUCAGCCUACCAUUGAACAAUGACUUCGAGUACCGGUUCACGGACUUGAGUGAGGACCCGUAUGAGCUUGAUCCUGUUGCCUCCUGGACUAUGCCUGCGCUUGCUGCGGAGAUUUAUUCCAAGCAUGGGCCUGACGCUUCUAAUUGGGCUCAGAAGGCUGAGAAGGUCGGUCUUUGGUGGGUUGCUGAGCGGAAGAAACUUUGGAAUUAUAGUGAUUCUGAUGAGUGA
Penicillium digitatum Pd1 is the source of this 1932-nucleotide messenger RNA. Its product is annotated as Alkaline-phosphatase-like, core domain. Lineage: Eukaryota; Fungi; Ascomycota; Eurotiomycetes; Eurotiales; Aspergillaceae. The record is from RefSeq and is a predicted model, not a curated record.